AUGCUGCAUCAUAAAACUGAGACGUCAGUUAAAUACCCAUUGUACCCUGUCAAAGGGUUGAGACCAUCAUCACUGCGCAAAUCGUCCUACUCCAACAGCAGCAGCAGCUGCAGCAGCAUCAACAACAGCAGCAGCGCCUGUCCCCCGCCGCCGCCCACGCCGCAUCAGAUCCAAGCAAACGCCAGCACCAGUCAGCACCAACAAAGGCACCAACAGCAGCAACAGCAGCAACAGCAGCAACAGCAACAGCAUCCACAAUACAGACGCAACAGCAGCAGCUUGGCAGCGAAGCCUGCCAUCAAUUUGCUCAGCAAUCGACAGCAGUUCAACUACUUCGAGUUCCCAUCGCCGACUCGCACCGCCAGCUCCUUGCUGGCCAAUCGAUACACCGCUGCAGUCUCCACACCAGCGCUCGACUGCAAUCCCGGCACGAGCUGCAACAGCAACAGCCACAGCCACAGCAAUUGCAACAACCACAACAACAACAACAACAGCAGCAGCACCAGCUACAGCUCUGCGGUUGCAAAAGCGGCUGCUUCGACUGCUUGUGCUCUACUUGCCACGUGCCACGUGGCCAGCAAUUCGUCCACAGCCCCAGCUCCGGCACCUGCACCAGCACCAGCCCCAAACCCAGCCCCAACCACCUGUCAGCCAGAAACCACAAACAGAGAGAGCAUGGGUCGACGUGAGAUUAAACGCUCCAAUACCAGUGGCUCCACCUCCAGAUCAUAUGACAGCGGCAGCGCAACCACAAAUUUUGUUGGAAAAUUCACGCAAAGCGUGCGCCGCAUUGUGCAGGAUGUGAAGGACGAGGGCGCACCGAGCGGCAUGACGCGCGAUGAGGUUAUCGAGACGAACGAACGCUUGAGAUCAUUACGGCUGCGCCUCGAGGAGUCCUACGACACGGUAAAGAAAGCACUGAUUAAUCUAAUGAACCAAUACGGCGACUCGAAGAGCCAUCGCAACAUCUUUCAGCGCUAUCCCAUGCUCAAGCUAAUGAUUAAGGAAGUUAUACGGCUGGAGACUCAGUAUUGGACGUUAGUCGAUAUUCCGCGGCAGGAGAAGCAGGAAACUGUGCCCUCGUACGUGAUGCGCGCCUGCUCAAUCAUGGAGAAGACCCAGAAGUCGGGCGAGGGCGUCAAGACCUCGGCCCGCCUGGCCGAGGAGGCGGCUGAGCGCAGGGAGCGCAUGGAGCGCCUGGAACACAUGACAACGGCACAAAUUGAGCUCGAGAAUACGCAGCUGAUUAAUGAUUUAUAUCGCUUGCUGAAAAAGUAUCUGGGCUUGCGGCACUUGAUACGCGUGCUAAAGGAAGAGUACGGCAGCUCAAAGAUGUAUCCGAUAUUUCCGCGGUACACAAUGCUCAAGGACAUGAUAAAGGGCAUUAUGCACGACCCCGACUACAUGGAGGUGUGCCAUGAAACGCUGGCCAACUCCAACUGAGCCGAGGCAUCCGGAAAUGGCAGGCGUCGCAUGAGUGUCAUAUGAGAGGGCCAGCAGGAGACAGCAGACAAUGCGGCACACGCACACUAAUCCAACCGGACCGGACCGGACCGGAUGUGUGUGUGUGACUGUGUGAGUGUGUGUGUCUGUGUACUGGAUUUCAUAUGCGACUUUCUGCCAUCUUCCGAACAUGUUUAACAAUUUUCAAUGAACGUUAACUUUUUUGCAUAGUUAGAUACAAAUCUUUAGAUAAUUUUUAGCCAAACA
Messenger RNA from Drosophila navojoa, 1710 nucleotides. RefSeq lists its product as uncharacterized. The record is from RefSeq and is a predicted model, not a curated record. Lineage: Eukaryota; Metazoa; Arthropoda; Insecta; Diptera; Drosophilidae.